AUGAAAUUUUCGGUGGCAACUACCCUCGCUCUUGUCGCAGCGGCAAAUGCCUUCCCAAUUGGCUCGGUGCAGUCCCUAUUGGGCUCGUUCAAGGACUCUGCCAACGUCUUACCCAUUGUGGCUGACUCCGAAACCCAGAACUUCCCAUGGCCCCCAUGGUCGAAGCCAUUGAUUGACACAGAAAAAUUGCAAGAUGCAAUUUCUGCCGAAGCAUUGAAGGAGAGAGCUGAGGCUCUUUUCAACAUCUCCAAGGCCUCUAUUGACAAGUAUGGUCACCCAACAAGAGUCAUUGGCUCUCCUGGUCACUGGGGUACCAUCAACUAUAUUUUGGAAGAAUUGGGCAAAUUAGGUAGUUACUAUUCGUUUGAUGUUCAACGUUUCGAGGCAAUUGACGGUCGCGUCAAGUCUUUUUCACUUUUGAUCGAUGGAGUGCAGCCCAAACUGUUGCUGGCUUUGGCUUUGACUCCUCCAACUCCAAAGGGCAGACCAGUCCACGGAAACUUGGUUUUGGCUGCAAACUACGGAUGUGACGCUGCAGACUUCCCGGCUAACUUGACUGCUGGCAACAUUGUAUUGGUCGAGAGAGGCCAGUGCGCUUUCGGUGAUAAGUCUAUCAACGCAGGCAAUGCUGGUGCCGUCGGUGUGAUUAUCUAUGACAAGGAUGCACCUUUGCACGGCACCUUGGGCGAACCUACCGGCAAGGAGGUGCCUACUGUGUCGAUUAGUACCAAGGAUGCCGAGAAGUACAUUGAGGUGUUGAAGAAGAAGCCUUCUCAUGUGUUUGAGACCACCUUGUACGUGGACUCGUACGUGAAGAAGAUUAAGACAACCAAUGUAAUUGCCGAGACCAGAGGCGGUGACCACAACAACGUGGUGUCUUUGGGUGCACACUCUGACUCUGUGGCAGAGGGACCAGGUAUCAACGAUGACGGAUCUGGUACCAUCUCUUUGCUUGAGGUUGCUAAGCAAUUGAGCAAAUACAAGGUCAACAACGCCGUGCGUUUCGCAUGGUGGGCUGCCGAGGAGGAAGGACUUUUGGGCUCUUACGCUUACGCCAACUCCCUCUCGGAUGAUGAGAACCAGAAGUUGCGUCUUUUCAUGGACUACGACAUGAUGGCUUCUCCAAACUACGAGUACCAGGUGUACGAUGCCAACAACAAGGACCACCCUAAUGGAUCUGGAGACUUGAAAGACCUUUACAUUGACUGGUACGUGAGCCACGGCUUGAACUACACUUUAGUGCCAUUUGACGGCAGAAGUGACUAUGUCGGCUUCAUUGACGUUGGGAUUCCAGCUGGAGGUAUUGCCACUGGAGCUGAGGGUGUCAAGACAAAGAAGGGCCAAGAGAAGUUCGGCGGUGAGGCUGGCAAGUGGUUUGACCCAUGUUACCACCAGUUGUGUGACAACUUGGACAACCCAGACUAUGGGGCCUGGGUGAUCAACACCAAGUUGAUUGCACACUCCGUUGCUACCUACGCCAAGAGUUUCGAGGGAUUCCCUGAGAGAGAGGCACCUUCUGCAAUGCUGAUCUCCUCCACCAAGGUGAGUGACUCCUUCAAGUAUCGUGGCCCUAACCUCAUUAUCUAA
This is a messenger RNA of Sungouiella intermedia, 1587 nucleotides long. The record is from the annotation of a GenBank genome assembly. NCBI's taxonomy places the organism in Eukaryota, Fungi, Ascomycota, Pichiomycetes, Serinales, Metschnikowiaceae.